This is a messenger RNA of Miscanthus lutarioriparius, 1395 nucleotides long. NCBI's taxonomy places the organism in Eukaryota, Viridiplantae, Streptophyta, Magnoliopsida, Poales, Poaceae. The record is from the annotation of a GenBank genome assembly.
AUGUCGAGUAGUUCUCUAGGUCUUCUCUUUUCUGAAUGCGUGCUCUUUCUUUCGUCCUUGCCUACCCUGCAUGGCGUCCCCAAUUUCCUCGCUGUCGUGCGCGACCGGCGCUGGUUCACCGUCCUCGGCUCCGACCCCGUCUCCCUCGUCGUCGCCGCUCGACGUCCUGGCCCUGAUGACCGCCACCGCCCUCCUUUUGCUGCUCCUUUGUCCCCCGUGCUUGCCGUGCUGUUCGGCGACUUUGUCUCAUCUGUUACUGCAUUUUUAGAUGCUUGUUGCUAUGAAUUGGGGAUUAUUACUCUACAUUGGCAAUUCCUGAUGGCUGAUGAGGGAGAUUCUUCUUCUGAAGGAGAAAAGUCCGAACAAAGGGAUGAGUUGGAGUUGCAUUCUUCUAAUUCUGAUGAAUCUGGUUCUUCUGGUGCUUCUGAUGACAAUCACAAUGAUGGGGAUGGGAGUGACAGUGGUGAGAGCACAUGCAAUGAAUCUAUAUCAUUCCAAAGUCAAUUUUCAAUGCCUAAGCUGUUGAAGGUGAUAGGUGGUCUUACUGAAGCUCAGAUACAGCUGGUUAAGCAAUGUGGGUUUGGUUCCAUACUUAAGCUGAAAUGCAGUAUCAUGCCUUAUAAGCAGCUUAUUGUCUGGUUGGCAAGGUGCUAUGAUAAGGAGACACAAUCUAUCAAAAUCCCAGGAACUCGUGCAUUCAAGAUAGAUGGUUGCACAAUCCAUUGGAUUCUUGGAAUUCCUCGUGGUGGAGCUAAGAUUAAAUCAAGAGCUUCUCAGGAGUUGAAAUGUGUUAUUGCUAACGAUACAACUCCAGGACCGUUAGCUCCAAAGAUUCAAGAUCUUAUUGCCAUGAUUACUCCUGACCUUGUGGGUGAAAGAUUUGGUAGGAUCUUCAUGUUAGUAGUGCUCUCUAUAUUUCUGUGCCCGAGCAGUUCUAGCGGAGCCAGCUGUCAUUACUAUGAUGGAAUCCGUUCUGUGAAAAAGAUCAAGUCUUACGACUGGUGUGAUGCAGUGGUCAGUUGUUUGAAUUCUGGGCUCUGUAAAUUCCAACAGUCCGUGGCUAAAGGAAGCACUUCUGAGAAACCGACUUUGUCUGGUUGCAUAUUUGUCCUAUUUCUGUCUGACUUUCAAUUAAUGUCGAUUCUGUGUCUUGCUUUUGUUUUGUUACAAGUUACAAUUCUGUCAGAUAUGGAAGAUAUAUGGAAAUUCUUACGUGAAACUAAGUAUAUCAUUUGUGCAAGGCAUAUGUGGCUGCAGCCACCGGAUUCUCUGUUGAAGAGCAUGCAAAAUCAUUUCAAGGCUUGUGCACAAAUGAUUGAUGAAGAAGCUGAAAACAUUGGAAAACAGAAACUGAAUGGACAAGGUACUGGGAAGAUGGGCAUCGCAGGACAAUAA